Psammomys obesus (fat sand rat) is the source of this 2888-nucleotide messenger RNA. RefSeq names its product rubicon like autophagy enhancer (gene Rubcnl). The record is from RefSeq and is a predicted model, not a curated record. Gene Ontology annotation, biological process: autophagosome-endosome fusion; autophagosome maturation; autophagosome-lysosome fusion. Gene Ontology annotation, cellular component: autophagosome membrane; intracellular membrane-bounded organelle. Lineage: Eukaryota; Metazoa; Chordata; Mammalia; Rodentia; Muridae. The transcript has 12 exons. The coding region runs from base 90 to 2030 and encodes 646 amino acids. Gene Ontology annotation, molecular function: phosphatidylinositol phosphate binding.
UGAGACUAUAAAUGAGAGGUCUUCAGGGCCAGGACCAUGCCAAGCUUUAAGGAGAAGGCAAAGUCUUCAGGCCUCCAUCUGGUCAUGUGAUGACCUCAAGGAUUGUGUCCAGUGGCACAACAGCCAUUGGGGAGCUGGGUUUUGAGCGGGUUCAUUCCACACAUAGAAGGAUGGUGUCCCAGUCCACAGGCCAUCGGGACUCUCCUGUGGAUGCCUGUGAAGGGACCAGCUGUGCCUUUGAGGACACUGAUGGCUUGCCUGGCCUCCUGGACACUGGCCACCCCCCUGGCCAAUUAGAUGUGAGGCUCAUGAGGCACAAAGCUUCUUGGAUCAACCCACCGUGUGUGCAGGAGGAGCCGCUACGAGACUUAUGCCCCCAGAGAGCAACAGUGCGGAGCAGUAGGAAACACGUGGUGGUGGACACUCCCUCUCCCUUGGGCCUUCCGCUUUUGCCCCACAGGGACUUCCUGGCUGAGACACCAUUGUCAGAGGACACCGCUGACGCCAUCUGCAGCAGCUCUGCUCAUGGCACCGAGGGAAAGAAUGGCGACUUCUCCUCCCCCACUCCAGAAGAGCAAGAGGUUCAUCGUCAGCACGGAUCUCUGCUCAAAAACCCCAAGACUGUGGUGACUUCCCUGUCCCCUAGGGGGGACAGUGCCCGUUCUGAGUCUCUUCGUUUGACAGCUUCUGCAGAUGACGGUGCUGCUAGGAGCAGCAAAAGAAGCCAUUCUUGGAAUUUCAUCCCACCAGAGACAUUCACCCUGCCCCUUGACGUGGAAAAGGAAGAUGUCCACUUUUAUGCUGCAGACAUGAUUAUCGAAGUAAUGGAGAACACGAAAUGCAGCCUCCUGAGUCGGCAGAGGCCAGAGAGCUGGGCCACAGAAGAAGCCAGCAGGUCACAUGGGAACGAUCAGACUGAUGCUGAGGUGACCUUUUAUAGCCAUGCAAAGCAGGAGCCAGGGUCCUCCGCUUCUUCGGACCGUGGCCAUGAAGAGCUUGAGGAAUCCAAUGACAUCAUGGAAGGCUGCAGACGCUUCUACAACUUUUUAAAAAGUGUAACUGGCAAGUCGGACUUCAGUCCCGCUGGGCUGCUAGCCAGAAAGCUGCUCCACGAAUUCUGGAAGUGCCAGAUGCUGUCAGAAGUCAGUUUCCAUCGGCUGCCAGGCUCCGUGACAGCAGCCAGCUCAGGAGUUGGGAACGAAGAGCAUGCUGGGGAAGACUUUGACUCCAGUGUGGAGGCAACACAGGAAAUCAUGCUUAAGUCUAGAGCCCCAGGGACCGAAGACUGGGUGCCACCCGGAUGCCAGGUCAUCCUUACUGUUCAUCCGCCAGUCAAAAGGGACAUAGCAGUAGUGGCCCAGAAUUUCUUCUGUGCUGGAUGCGGAACUCCGAUACAGCCCAAGUUUGUGAAGCGGCUCCGGUACUGUGAGUAUCUGGGGAAGUACUUCUGUGACAGCUGCCAUUCAUCUGCAGAGUCCUCUAUCCCUGCGCGGAUCCUGAGGAUGUGGGACUUCAGGAAGUACCAAGUCAGCAAUUUCUCUAAAUGGCUACUGGACAGCAUAUGGCACCAGCCUGUCUUCAACCUGUUGGGAAGGCAUCACAGCCUCUACACAAAAGCCAAGGAACUGGAUAGGGUGAAGGACAUCCAGGAGCAACUUUUUCACAUCAAGAAACUUUUGAAGACUUGCAGGUUUGCCAACAGUGUGCUGAAGGAGUUUGAGCAGGUUCCCAGCCACUUGACUGAUGAGUGCCACCUGUUCUCCAUGGAGGACCUCUUCAGGACCAAGAAAGGACUGCUGGCACCCUUGUUCAAGGACAUCCUGAGAGCUUCUCUUGCCCAUGUGGACAGCUGUGAGGGUGCAGGGCUUGCUUCCACAAAGAGUGUUUCCAGUCUUCAAGGUGCCCCCGCUGUGCCAGGAUCACAGCUCGGAGACAGCAUUUGGAGAGCCUGCCCUCUGCAGCUCCGUGAUGGCCCCGAGAGUCGUUGCAAACACCCUGUGAUGAUGCCAAAUUGUAUCUGCUCCCGGUAACACUGUUUCAGAUACUAAGUAUCUGAAUUCCACUCUUGUAUGUAUUUAAUGCUUUCAGGAAGCGUGGAAGUUUUGUUAUUAUGUAUAGGGGUGUUGGUAAGGGUUUGUUUACAAAUGUUUGACUUUUUUUUUUUUUUCUGCUACUGGCUGUUUUUAAAGAAUUUUUUUUUUCACACUUCAAUUGCACUGGGAUAAUUGUUUUUAGCUACAUACAGAACCUACUGGGUUUUUUUAUGGACUGUAACUGACAAGGUGAAGGUCUUAAUUCCUCUUCCUUCAGAGUUGUUUGCGCAAUGGGUUGGCACUGUAAUGGAACGAUGUGGCAGGGGAACUCUGUUUGGCCAAGCUUUUGUUCCUUCAAGAAAAAGACUCCUCUUGAAUGGCGUUUUGUCCUUGUGCCGGUCUCCGGUUUUAUUCGCUCCAUGGCUUGCCUCGAAUACAUGCCAACUCUACCCUUCCGGUCCUUUCUGGAUGACUGCUUCAGCUGCCCACGGAGGUCCAGGGGAGCUGUCAUUUGGAGCAGCUGCCUCUAGAUGGCGCUGUUUGAUGAGUUAGUUUCAUGAGAUCACCCUUUGCCAUCUCAGUCCCAUGCUAGUCCUGAUAGUCUGUGCUAAACCAAGGGAGUCAGAGACCACAGCUCCAUUCUAGCUUUUCAUGAUCUAGCUUCCCGGGCAUACAAAAACAGAACACAGACUCUGAAAGAUGAGCAUGGUGACACGAACAUGUAAUCCCCGCAUUUAGGAAGCAGAGGCAGAGUUAAAAUUAAGACUCUCUGCACUAACAUGGAAAAUUCGAGGCCAGCCUAGGUCGCAUUCGACUUGUACUUUUUGUCUUUUUGUAAUCUGAAAAGAAUGGAGU